Molecule: messenger RNA, 800 nt
Organism: Achroia grisella
Lineage: Eukaryota; Metazoa; Arthropoda; Insecta; Lepidoptera; Pyralidae
Gene: Ggamma1
Product: guanine nucleotide-binding protein subunit gamma-1
Exons: 2
Coding region: 202-414 (70 amino acids)
Biological process (GO): G protein-coupled receptor signaling pathway
Cellular component (GO): heterotrimeric G-protein complex
Molecular function (GO): G-protein beta-subunit binding
Source: RefSeq, a predicted model, not a curated record
CGAUGAACGCUUGAGCCGACAUCUCUAAUCUGUCAUAAGUAAAUACUGAAUUUCUAACAAAAUUAUAGCUUUUCAAUCAAAGGGUUUGAUAUUGUAAACCGUUUUAAGGUGAAAUAAUUGGACGUGUACGGCUACGCCCAGUUUCGUAUUUUCCCCGAUUGUUUGAUUGUGUUCAACAUAGGCCUAUCAGAUACUGCCGUUAUGGAUAUGAUGGUGUCAACGUUGCAACAGCAGCGUGCUGUUACAGAACAGUUGCGAAGGGAAGCUGCCAUUAAGCGUAUUCCUGUCUCUGUUGCUGUAGCUGACAUUGUAAAGUACAUCAAUGAACAUGAACAAGAGGACUGUUUACUUGUUGGUUUCUCAAGCCAAAAAGUAAAUCCCUUCCGUGAGAAGAGUUCUUGCACUGUUCUAUAAAAUUUAUGUAUAUUUAUGUUGAUGUCAAAAGUUGAAAAUUGAAUAUUAUCACAUCAUUGCAUUAGUAAAUAACUAUACAUAAUAUAAAAUUCAAUAAUAUGAAAUGUAUAACUUGUCAGGUCUGAUUGACUGACCUGAAUUGAAACAUCUAUGGGAUAAAAUAUUACCUGCAUUGUUAAAAUUUAUUAAACCCACAAUAUUUAUGUCAUAUAGCACAGUUGUCUUUUUAAAGUGCUUAUAUUUCGAUUCUGUAUUAUAUUGUAAUAUGUCAAAUCAUACUAUUUUGAGGUGUCCAAUUGGAGGUUUACUUAUAACUUUUAAACUAUGUGUUUUACAGUGCUACAGUAUAUAAAUAUUUUCAUUACACAAUACAAAUUAAUGAAAUA